Molecule: messenger RNA, 11047 nt
Organism: Rattus norvegicus (Norway rat)
Lineage: Eukaryota; Metazoa; Chordata; Mammalia; Rodentia; Muridae
Source: RefSeq, a predicted model, not a curated record
CUUGAAAGUAGGCAUUGUACUUCACUGUACUCAGUCCUAAGUGUUAAAUAAAUUUUUUAAAUGCAAUAAAAAUGCUAAAGAUGAACUUACUGUUAAAUGUCAGAUAAGGUGUGUGUGUGUGUGUGUGUGUGUGUGUGUGUGUGUGUGUGUGUGUUUUGCAUGUAUGUGUGGCAGGGUUAGGCACAAAAUGUGUUUGUGCAUGUAGGUACCUUCACUGUUAUUCCUCAGGUGCUCUCCACCUUGUUAUCUUGAAACACUUGAAACAGGGACUUUUGCUGGCCUGGAACUCAUAAUCUAGUGGGCCAGGGAGCCCCAGUCAUUCCCAUAUCUCCAUACUGCCAGUACUAGUAUUGCAAAUGCAUAAUAGUGAUUUAAACGAACAAACAAACAAACAAAUACAUGAUUCUAAGUAUCAAACUCAGGUCCUCAUACCUGUAUGGCAAGCACUUUACCAACUGAACCAUCUCCCCAGAAGCCUUGAAUGUCUAUGCACCUUAAUGUACAUACAUUCAACUAUUAAGACUUUCCCUAUCAACUAGAACAUUAUACACAAUGAAAUCUCUUCCUCUUAAAUUGGCUCACUAAGAGUUAAUCAGAAAAUCUUUAGUUUCAACCCUCCUCAAUUUCCAAGUCCCCUUUGCUGCCAUAGUCCAUCUGGCCCUAUGAACAUAAUUGCAUCUCCCUCUGAUGAGUCAGUGAGUUGCUGGACCUCGGGGCUGUGAUGCUGACCAUCAAUUAUCAUUGCGUAGGACAAAAGAUAUAGAUGUGGAAGAGACUGAGUAUUGAACUGCAUCUGAACGAGUCUAGCAUAGCCUGUGGAAACCACUUUGUUGAAUAAAUCCCUUGUCAGUUUGUUCCUACUGUUAGGGCUUUUUUCGUCUAAAAACUUGCUCAGUUCAAGGAGAAAAGAAGGGAAAAACCCAAUGCUGUAUUAUGUCUUUCUGUGGAAAAUGGGAGCAGGUCUACUCACCUCCUACAGGGCACUGGUGACAAACCAAAGAAGGAUGUCAGCUCAGUUUCCUUUAGUCAACCAGUGACUUUAUUAUGGUUAUUUACAAGAGCAUGGGGGAAGGGUUACUGACAUGAGCACAGGUAAGGGGUAACCUACAGGAACAUAGGUUAAAGAUUACUCACUCGAUCGUGAAUGAGUGCUAACCUGAAGGGACAUGGGUGAAGGAGGGUUUUUCUGCUAGAACCGGAGUAAGGCCUUCCCUACAGGAGGAAGGGUGAAUAGUCAUUUUUCAGGAGCUUGAAUGAGUGGUUAGAGGAGCCUGCAUGGCUCAAAGACAGCUGCUUCACCAAAUGCCCACCUCCCCAUGGGUUAAGACUCUUGAUAUCUCUAUCAGUGUACUGCCCUACGUGACUUGCAGGCAGUUCAACCCCUGGGAGUCUUCUCUUCUCAGCAAUUUCAUUCCUGGUUGGAUGGUCAUGGGGAAGAGCCUUGUAAGUCCGGUAACUUUCAGGAUUUUUCAGAGCCUUCCAAGUUAACUUUAUUUCCUAGGACUUGACAAGCUUCCUUCUGGGAUGGAGUGCUUCACUUUGGAGGAAAGAACUACAGAAUCCAAAUCAGGAUCCGAACUAAUAGGGUUCAGAAAGAGUUCUGUCAAUGUUUGCAUUCAAACCAGCCUCUCUAGUCUAAGACAGUCCUCUUACUUUAUAGAUAGGAACCUGAGCCCACAAUACUGAGACUAACUGGAGAGGGAUGGGGGUGGGGGCAACCCUUAACUGUUUACUUCACCUUUCGGUGUUCUUCAUUAUCACUGGAGAGAGUCCUGUUUGCUUGUUUUGUCUGGGGUUUACUUUUACUUUUACAUAAUCCUUUGAUUGAGAGUGGAGAAUGUGAGAAUGUCUUGCCCUGCCAGUCAUGAGAAUUGGUCUCAAGUUCUGUGUCUAAUUCUUAGACAAGCCAUUCUAUGUCUUAAAUAUUACUGAUAUUUAGUAUUCUGAAAUGUAGAAAAUUGCUCCCAAGUUUUCAAGAGCAGCGAGUCUUCUCGUAGUCCAGUUGUACAUGGUCCAAAUAUAUAAGGUAAGAAACACUAAAAGCCAUCAAAGAUUGACUAGGGCUAGCAACUCCAAAUUCUGUGUGUAAUGCUAAAAAUGUUAGUGACAUUGACUCUCGUCAACAUGUGCAAAGUGGGAACAGGGAUGGGGGAAUAAUUCUUAAUAAUUUUUACAGCAAAGUGAAAAAUUAAGGAAAGGUAAAGUACCAAAUGGGAGGUGAUUUCAAUAGAGGAAAAAAAAUCCAUCGAAUCUCUUCUGUCCAGGCUUUCCUCAUAUGACAGUGGCAGAAACUGGAGGAACCCUGGUGGAGGUUUGAGAUUGUAUAAUCACCUGCCAGUCCACAGGUGGCCCACCUAGACCCAAAAUGAUGCACUGUUCAUGAGGUACCCACCUACUCAGGAGAAGCCGAAGCCCAGAUCCCCAUCUGUGUCUGCCUCCGGCUUUGACCUUGCCUAUCUGCCAGCUGUUUGUCAUGUUGCCAGCAUCAGCACCAUCAGAGCUUGUGCCUCGGGUGUCUUUCAUUUUACCAGUCUGUCCGUCCUCACAUCCGUGCUCACAUCCAUGCUCAUGUCCGUGCUCACAUUUCUAGGAUCAGCUUGAGGUUUUCCUUUGGCAGAGAGUUAAGUCUGUCCCAGCCGCUAAGGUGGAGCUGCAGUCUUAGCUCUCUCCUGUUUAGUUGCUUGUCUAUGAAGUGAUCAGCUUUCCCUUCUAAUUCAGUCGUUGACAUUAGAAACAGGGGUACAACCCGUAACAGGAGUGGCUCACAUGUAUCCCUGGAGUCUUUGGAGGGGCCAGCCAGCUUGCUAUUGCCCAUCCUCAGGCCUGUCAUCCUCUUAUCUGAUUAUCACAUCUAUUAUAGAAUCACAUGUCAGUUGAUAUCUACUUGAAAGCCUUCUUAUACAUGUCUCUUAGUGCUCUGGACUGUGUCAUCCAGAUCCCCCACUCUUCUGGUUAAGUCCAGCCUCUACUCUCACUGUAGCGUUUAUUAGUGCCAUUGUGGUCUAGCACCAGUAGGACACGAUGAAGAGCGCAUGCGUAUUCUAACAGCUGGUACGUCUUGGCACUCUCUUCCUCCCAACUUCAGCCUCCCGCUGUUCUCCCAUGUUUGCACGGAUACCCUCAUACUACAGGCAAACAUUUUGUCCUCAAAACAGAGCUUUCUUUUACGUUGGCCAGAAACAAAAUGGUAAAAGAUGUAGGCAGUGAGAACUCUUUUUCUAGCUUCUACCAGAAGGCGAUUCUGUAUGAAGAGUCACCAUCUGGACUGUGUGAAGCUGUAAAAUGACCUUUUCUCACUCUUACCAUCCAAGUUUCUGGAAGAAGGUCAGCAAACAAAAUCCUCCCCAGAAGUGAGUCAGAGCCUGAGAACCCGUGUCUUUCUGCUUCCCUUCACCGCUCCAAGUAGCAGCAGAGGCAUCCGCUCUGAUUCCAGUUGGACUCGGUUCAACACAUUAAUCUUGGAACAGAAUCACAAGACGGUUCUACAAUUUUGAGACACAGAGUGCCUGUCAGGAUAUAUUCAAACAACUGUGUUUAUAAUAACUGUCAUAUACUAGAACAUAGGGCAUUGCAGAUACAUCCCUGGUUCUACAAACACAAGAAUCUGAUUAUUGUUCUCCAUUUUCUUUUUCAUGUUGAAUUUCACUGACUGGAAUUGCUUUGCCACAAUAAAAUUCUCCCAGAAGCCAACACCAAAAUUUGUGGCUAGUUGUCAAACCAACCAGAGUGCUAUUUGCCUGCACAACACAUAUUCAUUCUUUUCUUCCCCUAACUUAAAACGGCCCGAAUAGCUGAGAAUAACAAUGCGUGCACUUUUGAGAAGACUAAAUUUCCCAGCAUCCUUUGAAUAGAGAAGUGCUCAGUGCGAUGUAGGAUGGGAAUUGUUCCUGCAUCUUCCAAGGUCUUCAGUGGCUUCUUUCCAUUUUUCUGACACCUUUUUAUUCUUUCUUCACAUCUCUUCCCUCACCCCCCAACCUGCAAAUGCUAGAACUGACGGCUAUAACUGUGUGGAUAGUAGCUGUUAUAUCCUAAAGUCUAAUAGGUAGAGGAAGAGUGUAAUCCAGGGACACUGAGACGCUCAGGAACCCCCAGCUAUACGUGUGGUUACCGCACGGAAUAUGGAACCACCAUCCUUUACUCUCCUUAGCAAGGUUGUGCAAAAGCAUCCUGUAAUUUGCAUAAAUCUUCGUGCUCUCUCGUCUCUUCAAACUAGCUGAACGGUCUCCUCAUCGUGGAUAGACUUACUGUGGUGGCUUGAAUAAGAGUGGCCCCAAAGGCUCGUGUAUUUGAAUGCUUGGUCAUCAGAGAGUGGCAUUACUUAAGAGAGACUGGGAGGUGUGGUUUGUUGGAGAAAGCCUGUCACUGGGAGUGGACUUUGUGGUUUGUGCCCGUGGAUUUGGAUGGAGAACUCUCAGCUGUUUCUCCAGCACUGUGUCUGCCUGCAUGCCAAGAUGCUCCCUGCUCUGGUGACAAUGGACCUAGAUUCUAAAACUAAUGGAAGAAACUGUCCGAAGUCUGUUACAGAGCCAAGGAUCUCCAGAGCAGAAAAAGGAAGAACCUGCUAAGAUCACAGCCUACCAGGAAAGAGUAUCUGAAGAAGAGAGAAAAGAGCAAGCAGCACUGGGUGAUCUCCGUGUGGAGGCUGAUGAGGACUCCAGGAGCGAACACAGCAGUACUGAGGGGGGGAAAGAGGACAGCAGACUGCUCCUGAAGAGACUGAAGGCUUUGGAGGCGGAGAAUUCAGCCCUGGCUCUGGAAAACGAGAAUCAGAGAGAACAGUAUGAGAGAUGUCUUGAUGAGGUAGCCAACCAAGUUGUUCGAGCUCUACUCACUCAAAAGGAUCUAAGGGAGGAGUGUGUAAAGUUGAAAACAAGAGUGUUUGACUUGGAGCAACAGAACCGAGCACUCAGCAUCCUGUUCCAACAGCGAGUCAGACCGGCUUCUGAUGUCCUCCUCCAGGAACACCUCCAGAACGCAAAAUCAGGAGCCCCUGCCUUGAAACACUCUGGCUCAGGGGUUGUCAUCCCUGAUCACCCCUGUCCUCGAAACAGCUGCAGCAGUGGCAGCGAGCUAUCGCUGUCAAGCACCUGCAGCGAGUACUCCAGUGGCUCCUCCUACACGUGGCAAGACAGGAAGCUCAAUGGGAAAAGGCAAACAUCACAGAUCUGGGAUAAAAGACUGAGUAUCGAUUCUUCGCUCCCAAGUGGCUUCACCAGCCCCGCAGAUGAACUACCUCCAACCCGUAUCAAAGAAAGCCACAUUUUGGAAGGGCUGAGGAAGCUACAGAAGCGGAAAGUGUUACUUGAGUCACCAGCGUCAGUGAUGAGCAAAUGGGGUUAUAAAGAUUGCAUGAACUCGAACGAAGGGAUCUAUUCGCCCGGGAUUAAAAACAGCAGCCUUAAGGAGUGUCCCCCCUGCCAGUCACCUGGCAGAGGGAUCCCAUGCCAGAAUCUCCAUCAGACCUUCAACUAUGAUGCAAAUUCUCAUGAGUAUGCACACGAAGAAUUCCUAUCCUCAGCCUCGCCAAGAACAUCUCCAAGCCAGGGCUGCAGGAUACAGAGCAGUAAAUUGACACACAGUGUUUCAGACAGUCUAUUCACCUGGGAGCCACAUAGAAAAUACUUUGCAGAAGGUACAGCCUCAGUUUAUACCAGAGAAAUGCCUGAAAGGCUAACUCGUUGUGCUAGCCACUGCCCCUUAGAGAGGAAACUGUGCCCCAGCGUUCACCUGCCCUGGGUGCAAAGAGACAGGGACCCACACAGCCAAGGUCCUGGCCAUGUACCUCUGAACCUUCAACUUUCAGAUACUGAUGACAAUGAAACCCUACAUGAGCUGCACAUAGAGAGCAGCGAUGAGAGAAGUCCUUCAGACUUGUCCUUGACUGGGGACACCGACAGGUCCAUGGAGAACCUAGGGGUGAAAUUUGGAAAGUCUGAAUGUGUCUCUCAUGAUAAGGGGAAAGAAGAAUGUCCCACCCACUUAGAGACUAGUCCAAAAGCAUUCAGCUUCAUCAAGCAGCAAAGGGUUGUCAAGAGGACCUCUUCAGAAGAAUGCGUAACAGUUAUAUUUGAUGCAGAAAAUGGAGAGCCUGUGGAAUUCAGCUCUCACCAGGCUGGAGUUGUCACUGUCACCAGGGAUGAAAUUUCCAUCAGCUCAACCCCUGCUGGGCCCUCAGAGGAACUCACUGAACUUUCACCUCAGGGAAUUACUCAUUUCCAGCCAGGGGCUACUGCAAGAGACUAUCCUUUUCUGGGGAGACCUGAAGAAGAGCCUAAGACAAACAUUCCAAAAGAUGAAAAUGGUAUUCUCACAGCUCCGAAUGACUCAUUUAACUCUCCAACUACAGUAACUCAGAAUUCCCCACGACCAAAGCUUGUUAAACCAACACAAGGAGUAGCCUGGCAGAGUAAUUCUAGAUCUGUGGCAAACAUGAGUGUCUACACAAAGCAAGGUCUGACAAAAAUUCCUUCCAGAAGCAAGAUUUCACCUCAAAAAUCAAAACUGGUGGACCCUAUGCCUACCACCCUAGUCCCUUCCAGUGGCCUAGGGACUCUUGCAAAAACACCAGCAUCCCCUACGGGGAAACUCUCACAGUGUACAAAUGCAGAGAGCCCUGGUACUUUCUGUGAUGUACAGCCAGAAUCACACAUUCCAAAACACCCCACCCAGCUUCCUCAUAUCCCCAAAAUUUCCAAUAAGAAGAAUUGGGUUCAAUGCCCCAAGAGUCAGACUGCAGGGAUCCAAUCAAGGCAUCUCAUGGGGAAAAGUGAUAAUGGCGAAUCCCCCACGAGGGCCAAACGCUGCGGCUCUGAGCCAAAGACAAGAAUGAGGUCUCCCUCCCCUCCAACUCCUCCAGGGAGGUCAGUCUCCCUCUUGGUCAGACCCAGUUAUGACUAUCCACCACUACCAUCACCUGCCAAACCUGAAACUAAGGCCCCUGGUGACACCGUAAGUACAGGGUUGAAGUCCCCAGUGUUGAAAGGAUCCUCUGCUCCCCUCGUCUCUUCCAGUCCAGCUAUGUCAGAAAUACAGAAGAAACCAUCUGUGGCAUCCAGGAAGUCUGCUUUCCCUACAGCUCUUCCCUCCACCCAAGCAGUGGUGCAUACCCGCUAUCCUGAGCACACAUCCUCCAGCCCAUUUGCCGUGACGGCUCCAGGGCCUACAAAAGUCUCUCCAAAAAGAGGUAUCCCUAAAGCUCCCCAUCCCCAAGCACUUGGAACCACCCACAUGGACACAGACUUACAGACACCCAAGACUCGCCCUUCAAGCUAUGAACUACUAGAGAUGACAUCCUGUAAAAACUUGUCUCCAGGGAGAAAAGGACAGUUAAGUGACAGCACUGUGACGCCCCACAGGCCUUCCUUCUCAGGACCGAAUGAAUUCUUGACACCUCAGGUUAAUAGUACAUCCUCAUCUUCCUCAUCCUGUAGAAACCAGGGCACCUCACAAGGUGGCCAAAAUCCUCCCGAGAAAGGACCGAAAACUCGCCUCCCAGUAGGACUCAGAGUUCUCAUGAAGUCUCCUCAGUUGCUCAGGAAAACGUCUAUGGUACCAGGGAAACAAGAAAAGGAUAGCUUAAAUGAAGCGUCUCGAAGUUCUGUGACAGCGAACAAGUCUAAUCCUGAGGACUCCAAAGACCCUGCAAGUCUGGAGACCUCAAGAGAUGAGAGAACCACAGCCUUACUAGGUCUGAGAGGUCCAGAGAGUCUAGCUAGAGGUCUUGGCUUAGAGUCAACACCACCAGAGUCAUUGGAAAGCAGCAUCUCCAGAGAUGAUGGGAGAGACGGGGUAGACAGCAGAGCCAUAAAAAGAUCCUUCUCCUCCAGCAAGCCACACCUAAAGCCUGCUCUAGGCAUGAAUGGAGCCAAAGCUCGGAGUCAGAGCUUCAGCUUCCACUUGGGAGAGAAGCCUUCCACACCCCCAAUAGAAGGGCCAGGCAAGAUUCGAACCCAGAUUAUUACCAACACGGCUGAGAGAGGCAAUUCCCUCACUAGACAGAACAUCUCCAUGGAGGGGUCCCCAAGCAAGACUCCCUCUGUUUCAACACCUGAUAAUCUGCCCAAUGCUGGAAGGCCCCUGGGAAAUCCCUUUUCCAGGCAGGGUUCUCUCUGUAGCACAGGAAGUUCUAGUAGCCAGCAUGGAAGCCCAAGCAAGUUACCUUUGAGGAUGCUCACAAGGCCAGAAGGACUCCUCACUCCUGAGGAGGAAGAUCAACGGUUCUCUACUCAGGAAGAAUGUCCCGGGAGAGGAGUACAUGAACAAUCUAGCAGUAACCACCAUAGGCAUCCAUCAUCUACUCUAUCAGACUGCCCUCAAUCCCUGCAAGUCCCAGGGAGGAUACAGCGUCCAAGCAAUUUGGAAACAAAUGGGAUAUCUAAGCUAGAAACUUCUGGAAGGCAUCCAGAUGCUUCUCCAACUGGGACUAGUGUCGUGAGCCCAGAAGCCCCCCUCUCACCCUCCAUCGAAGAAAAGGUCAUGUUGUGCAUUCAGGAGAAUGUGGAAAAGGGCCAAGCACAGACAAAGUCCGCCUCUGUGGAAGUGAAGCCUAGGGCAGGGCCUUCAUUCACCAGCUGGUUUGGUUUUCGAAAGAGCAGGCUUCCAGCUCUCAGUAGCAGGAGAAUGGAAGCUUCCAAGAGUAAAGUGGAAAAGAAAGAUACAAAACUGAAAUCCGAGAGGAAAAAAGAAAAGAAGAAAGCUGAAGUACAAUCGAAGAGAGAAAACGAACUGAGUAGGGGUACCAAAAAGGCAGAUGGUCAGAGUCCAGACGAUGGUUUGCAAAACACAGAGAGUCUGAAAGCAACCCAAGACAUUUAUAACCAAAUGAAGUCAGAGCCAAGGAAUAGACCCAGCCCUGCUGUGAGCCCAACAAAAGAUGCCUUCAUGACAGAACUUCUAAACAGAGUUGAUAAGAGAGCCGCUCUACAGACAGAAAGUGGAUCAAAAGGUGUCUCCUGCAGGAGCGUGUUAGAGGGCACCUCCCAGGGCUCCUGUUUCGCCAGCGGCUCUGUGAGCACUCAAGGAAGUCAAAAGAAAAACAUCAAAACCAAAGUCGAUAUGGAAAAACCAAGAGAAUCCUUGGGGGCAGAAGUCGACGAAGAUGUACGAGAGGAUGAAGAAGAUAGAGUUGCUGACGCUGCGCUCCAAAGCCACGUAAUAGAAUCGAACUGCCAGAUGAGAACAUUGGACAGCGGGAUUGGAACCUUCCCCCUCCCAGACUCAGGAAAUCGCUCAAUGGGACGAUAUAUAUGCCAGCAGGACUCCCCAGAGGACACUGAUCCCCUCCUGCCUCUCCAGCCAGCCCCUUCCAUGCCAUCCUCUGCCAGAGCCCAAACCCUUGACCGUGAAGUGCCUUCCUCCACAGACAGCCAGAGCUCCUCAGAGUCCACGAUCAUCCAUUCCGUAUCUGACCCCAGCAUGAUGGCCAGAGGGAUAAGAGCCUCACAGAGUCACCUUCCCAAGCCCACCACCUCAGGAAAAACUAGUUUUGAAAAGCAGAAUGGAGCAGAGUCAAAGGCUACCACUGGCCCAUCAUUUGAAUAUGCUGAGGAUGCAGUGCCAAGUGAGCCCCUUUCAGGAUGGAGGGGCGAAGAUGCUACUACUGAGAACCAGGAACUGAAACAAGUUGAAGAAACAAAAGAAGAUCCUGAGAAUAGAUUAUCUGAAAUUUCCCUGGAGUCAUUCAAUAAAUUUAACAGCAAUACUGUGAUUUUAUUAGAAAAAGAGCAGUCUCCAAGUGAGGUUGAAGGACAAAAGGAAGAAAAAGGCAAAGAGACAGAAGUUUCUUUGAGUAGCUCGGAUAGGCCUGGGGUGGACCACGUGGAGUCUCUGAGUGACUCUCUGUAUGAUAGCUUCUCCUCGUGUGCAAGUCAAACUUCCAACGCCUAGCGGAAGAGCAUCCCUCAGUGAGACUCAUGCAUGGUGCACAGACUCCAGAGCUGGGGAUGCAGAAGCACUAACUCCAGAGAAGCUGAUAGCAGCCAGUACACCAGCGUUUGCUUCUCUCACGGACUGAUAAAAAUCGCCUCUACUCACUGUGUUUCAAGAGGGUUAAAAAAGCAAAAUAUGAUAGAGAAUUCUCAAUGUUUGCACUUUUUUUUGAGUAUUUGUACAAAAGCUGUAAAUUGGGGGGGGGAAGAGAAAUUAUAUUUGUAGGGGAAGAAGGAUAGCAAUAAAAAGUUGGCGCCAUGCUCUUGAAAUGAUGCAUUAAGUUCUAGAAGUCGAUAAUAUAUAUUUUUUAAAAACCCCAACUAAAGAUUCUGUGAAGGUAAUCAUCUUGGCCAUCAAGUCAUUUGUGCUUAUACUGUGUCAACUUAAGUGUGGGGUGGGCAGAAAAGGGGGGGGGUUUGCGGUCAUCUCUGUUUCUCAAGGUCUGUUGUCUCUCUCCAUUGGAAUUUGAAGGGUGGUCCAAUUUCCAAAUUGUCUGGAGGACAAUUGUGAUGAUAUAGGUGUUCUCUUGUAGAAUUAAGGGUGGGCACUGAUUAGGUGGCACCAGAUGGCCAAAGGGAGCAGAUCUUAGCAGGCUUCCCUCCCAGCAUCAUCUCCCAUCUUAACCGUAUUUCUCACAAUUCUGAGUGUUUAUUGGUGGGUUUUGUUUUUUUUUUGUUAAAUCUCCCUGCUUUUUUACUAUUAUUAAAAACCUGGGUACUCUAUUUGUCAUAUCUACUUUAUAAAAAUAAAUGAAUGGUUGGUGCUAUGAAACCUUCUUACUUUUUUAAUAUCCCUUUUCUUAUUAAAGACUGUUUAUAUGGGAGGAUAAAUUCUAUUUUAAAGGUUAUGUGUAUUUUUUCUAGACGUGAACUAUUUAUAAUUCCUUCUGUACAGAAGCCUGCAGACCGGGCAGGGUAGAACUGUCUAGGUUUUGUGGGUCACCUUAGCACACUUGUGUCUUUAUAGAGUACUGUAUGGCCAGUGUUACUGUAUUUGUGCAAUCUGUUGUGUUUGGAUUUCCUUACCUUAAAUUCGAGCUGCGUAAAGCAUCCUUGUCUGUCAGACUUUAAAAAUCCUUUUGUUUUCAUUUCAUUUCGGAAUAAAUGUCUUGUCACAAUUA